AUUAAAUUGGUCACAAUAUGUCCGUUUAAUGUUCUUUAAAAAUGUCACUUUUUAUAAUAUUUAAACGUAGAACGUAGAUUAUGAAGCAGAGAUAUUAUCCGCAAUGGGAUUCCCAGUUCUACGACAGUGUUUUCGCUAAUCCAGCUCCGGAUCCUUUAAAGAACCUGAAAGAGGUGAGCAACACAACCAGCACUGUUCUCGGCUCCUCCGCAAUCCUUUCUAUCAAAUCUCUAAAAGCCUCCUGCUCAGCGAUAGUUAAGUUAUCACAAGAAGGCAGCACGUACUACAGCUCUAUCAGAGAUACGUCCAGUGCCAGUGGUAGUUACCAGUACCAACCUCCGGUCCUUACUUCAGAUGCUAAGGUAUCCGGCUGGUUCGCUGAUCACGUGGGGGCCACCAGCCAAUCAGCUCCUGAAACAACCUCCACUCCUCCCCCUCCAAACUCCUUCACACCUCACCAAACCUCAACUACUAUCCCCGACGAACAUACACGGCCUCCUCGAACCUCAUCUACAGUUCCAGAUCCCCAAAUACCCUCCUCUCCAGGAGGUAGCGGGGUGAGGGGGUCUAACAUCGCCUCCUCCUCCUCUCGGGGUAAACAGCCAAUGACGAGACCUCCUCGUCCUCCCAGUAUGCCUGUUCCACCUGAAGCCUCCGCUAUUCCUCCGCAAUCGUUACAGAUUCAGAACGAGCCAAGAUCUUCUAAGUCUGCUAUAUCAGGCAGCAAAGAAACGGUCACCACACCCCGCCGACCCCACAACACACCCAUUACACCACACUCUAGAGCUGCUAGGAACAGAGCCCUGCUUACUGACCAAGAUAAGGAUAUUAUCAAAGGUUUAAAGGAGCACGGAGUACCAUUGAACCAAACUAAAAUAUUUAUAAAGAAUGUUCCCACAACCCCAACCACUAGAGAAGAUGUCAAUACUCUACUGCUAAAGCAUGUUGAACAGGUGCACGAACUGGAGCAUGUAGAGGAAAUGAUAAUCGCAAUCACAGACACAAAAGGGAGCAAAGAAUUUAGAGAUCAGCUAGAUGGGACAGUUCUGGGUGGGUCGACUGCACCACUGGUUAUUGUGCUGAUAGACUAGUCGGACAGUGGAAAUUGAUACUGUAAUUGGAUAAUUGAUUGUGGAAAUUGUUACUGUUAUCAUGAUCAUGUGAUACUUAACCACGGCUGUUAAAGGUUUAAUCUAAAAUUUUUUCUUCAUGGCAGUUUUUAUGGUUUUUUCUUGCCGUUUUUUUAUGAAAAAGAGAAAAGAUAUUCUAAGUUUUCUAUUCGUGAAAGUUUGUUUACUUUUUUUUCGAGGAUCUCUUCAUUUGUUGUUGUAUUUUUUAUUUACAGAAGCGGUUGCAUAUAUUUGAUUUAUAUUUCAUAUGAGAUCUCAUUAAAGUUUGUGAACAUCAAUAAGUUAUUUAUAUUACUAGAGUUUGA
Molecule: messenger RNA, 1435 nt
Organism: Bolinopsis microptera
Lineage: Eukaryota; Metazoa; Ctenophora; Tentaculata; Lobata; Bolinopsidae
Product: mucin-7-like
Exons: 7
Coding region: 81-1091 (336 amino acids)
Source: RefSeq, a predicted model, not a curated record